This is a messenger RNA of Trypanosoma cruzi, 825 nucleotides long. RefSeq lists its product as uncharacterized. The transcript has a single exon. NCBI's taxonomy places the organism in Eukaryota, Euglenozoa, Kinetoplastea, Trypanosomatida, Trypanosomatidae. The record is from RefSeq and is a predicted model, not a curated record. The coding region runs from base 1 to 825 and encodes 274 amino acids.
AUGUGUUUUUUUUUCUUCGAGUAUACAAUGCAGAAAAGAGGAUUUAACUUAAAAGGUAUGACAACUGUGGCUUUUGAUAUUGGCAGCUGUUUUACGAAGGUGUACUUUGGCGGAGAUACACCUGGCAGGCGUGUCUUUAAGACACCGCUGGGCCUUCGGAAACUCAAAGAGCGUUUUGAUAUUACAUUGGAAAGUGCGGUACUGGAUUAUUUCUUGAGGAGAUUGUGCUCUGCUGUGGGUCUACUUGAAUCUUGUAAACGGAUUGAGGUGCUGGUUUCACCAGGGGAUUAUUCCCUGUUCACCCAGUACGUCCUGCGUUGGUUGGCUUCGGCCUCGCUUAGUAGAUUGCCAAUAGUUGUAGAUGGCCCUUCUUGGUUGUUGAAAGCCCAUGGGAUGACAGACGGUUGUGUGGUGGACAUUGGUUACCAAGCCACCCGUGUUGUUCCCAUUCUUUCCUCGAUUCCCGUGGUGGAGGCAAUCACCAUCGGUAGCGGAACAAGAGAGUUUCUUGCGCUGUCGGCAGAGGGAUGGCUAACCUCAUCCGAAGCCAUUUCACCGUCAUCAUCAUCAUCACAAUUGCAGGGUUUGCUAAUUGAGAUGUCGCAGUGCAUAUUCGUUCUUCUUGAAGAGGCCGUGGCUCAUUGUAAUGCGCAUACACAGCGUCCUUUUGUCUCUGCUGUGUUUCUCCUCACAGGAGGUGGAGUCGCAGUGGAGGGACUAGUGAAGGGGAUUCAAUCUAGUGUUCUGAAAAUGUGGCCUAACUCUCACCUGUUUUUUGCUGAAACAGCUUCUCCCGCCCUAUGGAGUUUAUCCCUCAACUCGUGA